Molecule: messenger RNA, 840 nt
Organism: Aspergillus heteromorphus CBS 117.55
Lineage: Eukaryota; Fungi; Ascomycota; Eurotiomycetes; Eurotiales; Aspergillaceae
Product: protoglobin family protein
Exons: 3
Coding region: 1-840 (279 amino acids)
Molecular function (GO): oxygen binding; heme binding
Source: RefSeq, a predicted model, not a curated record
AUGGACUAUAAUUUCGAAACCAAUCGACCGAUGAAACAUGUCGAGCGGAAAGCCCUAUACACCCGGCUCGAAGCGCGGAUUGAAUACCUGCGGGACUUUCUGGACUUCAACUCAGGAGACGUCGAAGCCCUCGUCGCCGGCAGCAAAUACAUCAAGGCGCUGAUCCCCGCGGUCGUCAACAUCGUAUACAAGAAACUGCUGGACAGCGACAUCACGGCGCGGGCGUUCCACACGCGCGACACGGCCGACGAGACCCCCGUCGAGGAGUUCUUCUCCGAGGACAGCCCGCAGAUCCAGCGCCGGAAGAUGUUCCUGCGGUGGUACCUGAUCAAGUUGUGCUCGGAUCCGUCGCAGAUGGAGUUUUGGCGCUAUUUGAAUAAGGUUGGAAUGAUGCACACCGCUCAAGAACGCCUCUACAGCCUCAACAUCGAAUACAUCCACAUCGGCGCCUGCCUGGGUUUCAUCCAAGACAUCUUCACGGAGGCGCUGAUGUCGCACCCGCACCUGUCGCUGCCGCGCAAGACGGCCCUCGUGCGUGCCAUCAGCAAGAUCAUCUGGAUCCAGAACGACCUGUUUGCGAAGUGGCGCAUCCGCGACGGCGAGGAAUACGCCGACGAGAUGUCCGAGAUCAACGUCGACGAACUCAAGGAGGGGUAUCUGGGCGAGAAGAAGAUCCUGGGCGACAGCAGCGGCGGGUCCGGCAGCUCGAGCGAUGACGAUCGCUCCAGUAUCCAUAGCCACAGUAGUGCGGCGGUGCCCCCGACGACCACUUCCGCGUGCCCGUUUGCUGAUCUGGCGAAGCCGGCGUCGGAGACGAAGAUCUGGGCCGGGGGGAAAUAA